Molecule: messenger RNA, 2081 nt
Organism: Eriocheir sinensis (Chinese mitten crab)
Lineage: Eukaryota; Metazoa; Arthropoda; Malacostraca; Decapoda; Varunidae
Exons: 11
Coding region: 143-1501 (452 amino acids)
Source: RefSeq, a predicted model, not a curated record
CGAGGGCCAGAAAGGCUAAGGACAAAUUAAUAAGCCAGGUGCACCUCAUUACCUGGGUAGACUCCGGUGGAACAUCUAGGGGAAGAGAAGUCAGUCAGUCAGUCAGCACACACGCGGCCUUUUGUUCAUUCGAGGUACAGCCAUGAAGGGACUAGUGGCUCUGUUCUUUGUUGCUCUGCUGGGCACCGGGUCUCCACAAGUGCUUGAGGGCUGCUUCGACCCCCCUGGCGAUGGACCUCUGGCUGACAUCAUUGUGGAUGGCCUGGAGGCAGCUCGCCCCAUCAUGAGCGAGGGCGUGCCAGAGCUUGGCAUCCCUCCCCUGGAUCCUUUCGGCCCCAUCCCGCUAAUCGAAUUCCACAUCGACGUCCCACAGCUCAGGAUGGACGGCUAUGUGGACCAGACCUUAGUGAAGAACCUCGCCCAGUACAUCAUCUGUUCGGUCAACGUGUCCCUCGGCAUAACGCAGAAGUUCGCCUUUGAGUUCCGCCUCGACAACUUCCGCAUGGAGGGCAAGUACGCCGUGGAUGGCCUCAUUGCCUCCCUCUUCCCGGUCUUCGGCGACGGAGACUUUAGCUUGGACACGUACACCACAGGCUUCAGUGGGGGCGCCAAGAUCUCCUAUAACGUCCUGACAGACCACGCCUCCAUCAAGGACCUCACCUUUGACAUCUUCUUCCAAAGCCUUAACCUUGAAUUGGAAUGCAUCCUUGGCUGCGGCGACAUGGCAGACCUUAUCAACUCAGUGACUGAUGACAUUGCCCCAGCUAUUUUCGACGCAGUGUGGGGCGUACUCCAGCCUGCCCUCGCCCAUGCACUGGAGACCGCCAUCAACGAAAUCCUCAAGGACAUCAACAUUUCGGAUAUCAUUUCUCCUCCUAGCGAGGCGCCUUUCCAGCUCCUAUUGUCCCCAAGCCCCCCUUCCCCCAGAAACACGCGGGACCUCGGCAACGCCAAUGAGUUCGUCGACUUAGUAAUGAACCUCAUGAGUGACGCUGUUGUGGCGGCCGGCCUGGACCCUGCACCGCUGCCCGACGCCUCCCUGGAUCUUGGUCUGGGCAUUGCGGACCUAUAUGAGGGACAGCUGGGUGGCCUCUCAACCAUGUAUCGUAGUGGCACCUGCACACUAGACAAGGUGGCCAGCUGGGUGUUCCUCUACGCUAACCUGGCCGUCGAUAACCUGCAGAUCUACUACCGAGCCAAUGUCACCUCGGGCUCCACUUCGCUGGCCACGAUAGGCGGCACCGUGGAGGUCAUCAGCGUGUAUAUGGUGGCUCGGCAAGACAUAUACGGCCUCAUCACCGACAUUGAUCAGUUCGUCAUCACUGACUUCGGGAGAAUCAACCUCGACAUAGACGGUCUGGGUGUCCUUGGGUUCCUACUCGAGCCGCUCACGGAGGCAGUGGCGAACCUCCUCAGGGAUGACAUUUCCAACCUGCUGGAGAAUGAAAUAAAAAACCUCCUGCAAGAUAUCCUUGGGGAGACACCAUGGCCGGCUUUCUAGUAUCUAUUUCUAUUUCUAUUUCGAAGUAAAACAAUACAGAAGACAUUAAUUCUUUUUUACUGUUCAGAUUGCAUGAAAAAUGUUCCAGACUACUUCCAUUAUCUACUUGAGUAAUGAAAUAUGUUAUCUCCGGCAUGAAAAGGAGACCUGUUUCAUCCUCAUGGUGUCUCUUUCGUUAUUGCUUGUAGGCAUGAAAAGACUCAUUCCAUAUCCGUUCCAGAAGUUGGGUUUCUUUCGUAGCUGGCCUCAGCAUGCAUUAGGAAACCAUUUUUGUCCACUAUUUUUCACUCUUGAUUUGAUAGUUUACUUUCACCACAAUUACGCAACAUUUUUGCAGGAAACCAUAUGAUAUUCAAUGAUGUUUAAAGCACUUAAUCCUUCAUGGUUCUUUGCAAUUUUGCCUUGGUGUAGUGAUGCUUACUCCUGCAUGAUGCUGGUGAGAGGCUUUGUCACAGGCCAUUUGAUGCUUUCUCCUGCAUGAUUCUGGUAAAAGGUUUUGUCACAGGCCAUUAUGUUUGGGCUAUGAUUAUUAGGUAGCAUGCAUGACUAUUCCUUAUGUACAAUAAAUAUGCCUUUCAGC